CGCUAUCGAUAGCAAUGUCGAAUAAUAAUUGACAUUUGUAUCACCUCUAGCAGCCACUCUGAAAACAACCUCACGCGUAAUAAAUAUAAAUAUUUUCUUAAAUAUAUUAAGCGAAAGAAAAAUAAAAUUAAAAGAUUAGGUGACCGAUAAGACCAGUGAAUAGGCAGUGGCACAAUAGGAGUCAGCUCGCGCAAAAGUACAGAUUGUGUUAAUCAAAUUUUUUGCAAACGCAAUUCCCACCCACUGCUUGACGUCAUUGCUUUAGCAAACAUGAAAACCCCCAUUUCCGCUGCUGCGAAUUUAAGUAACCCAAAUGCUGGCAGUGCCGUAGCAGCUGCCAUUCAGAUCGUACCUAAAACCGAACCCGUUGGAGAAGAAGGCCCCAUGUCGCUGGACUUCCAGUCGCCGAACCUUAGCACAUCCACCCCUAAUCCUAACAAGCGUCCCGGAUCCCUAGAUCUGAACAGCAAGGGUGCCAAGAACAAGCGCAUCUUCGCCCCACUCAUCAUUAACUCACCGGAUCUGCAGGUCAAGACGGUGAGCACACCCGAUUUGGACAAGAUCGUGCAGUCCAGCAAUUUCAUCCAGACACCGCAACCGGGAAAGGUUUUCCCCACCAAAGCGGGACCCGUCACCGUGGAGCAGGAGGACUUCGGCAGGGGAUUCGAGGAGGCCCUAAAGAAUCUGCACACCAACUCCCAGGCAUUUUCGGCCGCCAACUCUGCCCCCAAUAACACAACUGCGACAGCCAUGACUGCGGUGAGCAAUGGCAUCAGCGGAGGAACCUUUACCUACGCCAACAUGUCCGAGGGCUUCUCGGUGAUCAAGGAUGAGCCCGUCAAUCAAGCCGGCUCGCCCACCGUUAGUCCCAUCGACAUGGAAACGCAGGAGAAGAUCAAGCUGGAGCGCAAGAGGCAGCGCAACCGCGUGGCCGCCUCCAAGUGCCGCAAGCGGAAGCUGGAGCGCAUCUCAAAGCUGGAGGAUCGUGUGAAGUUACUCAAGGGCGAGAACGUCGACCUGGCGGGCAUAGUAAAGAACCUAAAGGACCAUGUUGCGCAACUGAAGCAGCAGGUGAUGGAGCAUAUUGCCGCUGGCUGCACAGUGCCGCGAAACUCGACAGAUCAAUAACAUUUAGAGUUGUCAGCCGGGGAGGAGGACGUUGCACUGGAGACUGAAACCCCCUCGAAUCGUGAGGUUCCCGAGCAGCCUAUGCCUCUGGAAUUCUUUUCAAGUGCUAGCACCGGUGCCUUGGAGCUGGAGGGCUCGCCCUCUCAGGAUAUUUCCCUAACUAAUAGCGAUCUUCUGGAGGGGGAUAGCGAAAAUGAACGGCCUCUGGUGCUCUACAUCCUCGCGGACGAUGCAACCUGAUGCAUUAUUGUGCCUUUCUUUGAUUUUAGCUGCAAUAUCUGAAAUGCUUCUUAAGUGUUUUGUUUACUUAGUUAUUAGUAUAAGCUACUGUUAAUCAAGUAUUAUCUGUGUUGAACGUAAGAUAAUAUAUAAAGUAAUUUAAAAAUA
Messenger RNA from Drosophila erecta, 1515 nucleotides. It is a transcript of the gene Jra, whose product is annotated as transcription factor AP-1. Lineage: Eukaryota; Metazoa; Arthropoda; Insecta; Diptera; Drosophilidae. Gene Ontology annotation, molecular function: DNA-binding transcription factor activity, RNA polymerase II-specific; transcription factor binding; RNA polymerase II cis-regulatory region sequence-specific DNA binding. The transcript is spliced from 2 exons. Gene Ontology annotation, cellular component: transcription regulator complex. Gene Ontology annotation, biological process: regulation of cell cycle; regulation of cell population proliferation; regulation of transcription by RNA polymerase II. The record is from RefSeq and is a predicted model, not a curated record.